Molecule: messenger RNA, 3646 nt
Organism: Dendrobium catenatum
Lineage: Eukaryota; Viridiplantae; Streptophyta; Magnoliopsida; Asparagales; Orchidaceae
Product: transmembrane 9 superfamily member 1-like
Exons: 3
Coding region: 2894-3262 (122 amino acids)
Biological process (GO): protein localization to membrane
Cellular component (GO): membrane
Source: RefSeq, a predicted model, not a curated record
AAGACUCCAAAGUGUCACACAUGAAAAUAAUGUUUGUUGGUUAAAUGUUCCAACAAACAAAGUAGGAGGGCUUGAGAAUUUGGUUUCAAGCUCAAGUGAUCCAUAUGAUGGACAUUUGGAGCUUAGAGAAGCUCCAAAAUAUCUCAUACGGAGGUACAUAAAUUUGUUGAUUUUGUCUCAACGAACGAAAGACGUAGUUUAGGAUUUGGCCCUAAACUCCAAGUGAUUCAUGUAAUGAUAUGCUUGGAGACUUGAAAUGUCCCAAAUAAUCAUGCAUGUAAGAGGUGAUUACUUGUUUAUUUUUUUGUCUCAACAAGAGAGGUGGAUGGCUUGGAAUUUGGCUCCAAGCUCCAACGAUUCAUGGUAUUAGUUUACUAUAGUCUAAGGAAAACCUAGGGGUGAAGGCUUUCGAUUUGUAUUUUUGAAAGCUUCACCAUGUGCCUAUGUUAUGUGUUGAUGCCCUUGACCCUUCAACUUACAAACUACACUAAACAUGCCUAACAAACUCCAAUAUAUGAUGAGGUGUAAUCUAUAAGCUCCUUGAAGUCAUAGAACACUCCAUCUUUGCUUUGCAAGCAUCCAUGAGUUUGGUGGACACAUUUAUGAUUUUGCAAAUUGUGGGCGUACAAGGACCAUAGCCAUUGACAUAAUGCGAGUAUUCAAAUAGUCAAUGUACUAAUGCAAGCUCAAUUUAAUAUUAAAAAAUGAAAGCAUGCAAGAAAGAAAAAAAAUUCGCUUUGCCUCCCUAAAUUUAGAGAAGUUCAACGAUGUUUCCAAUCAACCUAUUAGUUGUAGGGUUUGUAACAUGAAUCAAAAGUGCUCAUGGGAAAUCCCACAACUUCAUAAAAAAUUGAUUGAAAUACAUGCUUGAACAUCUAACAAAUUUAGAGGAGAUAGUGGAUGUCAUGGCGGUGUAAACCUAUCACAUGCAUGUGCUAAAUUUAUUGUAACAUACAAGUUUAGGGAUCUAAUAACGCGUGCCACACUUAGAGGGGAGGCUCUACACUUCAAAAAUUCAUUCGACAUCGAAUGAGCCAUUAAACCUAGGGUUUGAUUGUAGGUAAGAGCACUAGACAUAACAUGAAUGAUAUUACAUGCAUUUGAGAGGUGUUGGAUACCAAUCCAACACUCCACGCAUUAGCAUGCCUCUUUGGCUCUCACAAUAGAGCAAACAAGUGAAAAGCACUAAUUUUUCACUGUUUUGUGGAGAAGACAGCAAACAAAGGGAUUUUGGGGAUGCAAAAAUUAAGUUUUCUAAGGGCCUAAGGCUUGGGGAUGUCAACCACACAUCGAUGACUAGGGGGCCUUAGGACUUUUCCUAGCUUUUAGUGUUAUACCUCCCGAAUUGUCCUAGCGCUCCUAUGCAAGCUCCAAGUGUUGUCCAAGCUCCCUUGAAUGCUCCAAGCUGCUAUCUAAGACAUUCCCAAGGAAGAAGACUGCUGUUCGAGACUUUCAGGAUGUUGCUGCCACUGUCUGGGAUGCUCCGAAGGCUCCAAACCGCUGUUUGGAAGAUUUCGAAGCCUUCCCUUGCUGUUUGGAAGCUUCCAACAGCUCCCUUGUUGCUUCGAGGUCGCCGGAGUUGAAAGAGGAAGGGGGAAAAGCCACUAACUUCGCUGAUCUUUGAGAAAGGAAGUGAGUGGGGGUCUCAACCUAAGAAGAGAUUAGAAGCCAAGACGAAAUAGAGAGGAGGAAGAGAGGAUUGAAACAAGCUCUUAAGUUUUUCCAAGAAAGGAGAAGAAACCCUAAUAUUUUUUUAGAGACUUUUCACAAGUUAAUCAACAACCUCCUCAUGACAAAUACCUCUAAUUUAUAAGAGAGAAAGGGGACCCAAACAACCAAAUUCCACCUCCAACCGAACCAAUCAGGUAAGGGGAAGAGGAAGGCCAGCAGGCAAAACAGAACAGCACCCGAAAAAGGCAGCACAGGAACCAGGUAAGGCAGUCACGGGAAAGCUAGAAGAAACCGAAAAGACAGUACAGGGGAUCGGAACCAGCACCCAGGAAGGGGAGGAGAACCAGCCACGAGAAACAACUCCAGGAAGAUACCAAGGGGGCACAGAUAAGGGGAAGAGGCAAGUUCCAAAUCCACAUAAUGAGCUAAAAGGAAGAGUUCGAUUUUGCCUCGACGGCGUUCGAUCUAAUUGAUCGAGUGCGAUCGAGCCCAGUCUGGCUCGAAUCAACUCGAUCGGGAUCGGGUCGACAUAAAGUAAUGUCAACAAAAUGAAUAAAAAUGAACAUUAUGUCCACUGAUUUAGUACUAACCUUUUGAGCUUAACAUUAUAAUCUUGUUCAUGGAGAUGUAUUCAGACCUCGUAGUUUGUUCUUCUUUCUGCUCUUGUUGGUACUGGUUCUUAGCUGGCGCUGCUUAUUCUCCUUGUCAUUUUGCUGGCAAUAGUUAGGAUGUUGUAUGUUGGGUAUGUUAAAUGCACCUCAUUAUUCCAAAUUAUGCAUUUGAGAAGAAAGUCUUGAAAUUAGCCGAUGCAAUAUAAGAUCAUUGAUUUAGUUAUAUAUUGAUAGGAUCAACAUAGAUUAUCAUCUUUCUUAUCAUUUAUAAAUAGUGCAUAAAUUUUUCCAUAUAUGGGUUUGUUUGCUCAAAUAUUUUACCAUUUUAAAGAGUCGGUUAAAAGCCAGUUUAAUGCUUUGCACGGCUCAUGUUACUGCAUUUGAUUGUACUCUCAUUAUUCAAAUAUCUGAAUUUAUAUCCUAUUGAUAUGUUGUAAUAUAUUGACUUGUAUAUUUCGUUAAUGAAUUUAAUGAUGAGCUUAAGGAGUAAUCUAAGAGGCCUAUCUUUAUGGCUUUUACAACUUUGUAUUCUCUCAUGAUAUUCUUUGGAGUCUAACAGUUUUAAACGACCACAGGCGGGGAGCUAUUCACACAACUUUUUAUCUUGUGCUAUGCUUUCACCUCAUUCAUUUCGGGCUACGUUAGUGGUGGUCUUUAUUCCAGGAAUGGUGGUUUACUAUGUCUACGGAUUCAUGUUACUUGUUUUCCUGAUUCUGCUUAUCGUUACACUCUGCGUUACCAUUGUCGGCACAUAUUUCCUUCUAAAUGCCGAGAACUACCAUUGGCAAUGGACAUCAUUCUUCUCUGCUGCUUCUACUGCUGCAUAUGUCUAUCUUUACUCCAUUUACUACUACUCUGUGAAGACCAAGAUGACGGGUUUCUUCCAGACCAGCUUCUACUUUGGCUACACCCUCAUGUUUUGCCUGGGCAUUGGAAUUCUGUGUGGUGGGCUCAUCUUUGUUCUUGAGAAGAAUUUAUAGAAACAUCAAAUGCGACUAGCUUUAGAUGAAGUUGGGCAUUGCCAUGGCUUUUAUUUCCUGUGGAGCAAAAGAUGAAGAUGCAUUGCUCUCUAAAGUUCAAUUUUUGGAGAUCACUUCCCCUUCAUUACCACCGUUUUUCAUUUACUUGAGGACUGAGAUCUCGUAUUAGGUGACUUUUUGAAUUUUUAGCUAAUAUUUGUUGUAAUCUAUUCCUUUUUUAACAAUUUAGAAGAGUUGUUGCGGUUAUUAUUAAUAACACAGACUAACCUGUCUGUUUUGAUGUAAUCUGUGGACUCAAAGAUGAUUUUCUCUCUUCAAAUUGGUAAACGUGUACUAAGUGCCGCAAGUUAUUAUAGUUUAUUAUUAGAUACAUUUUAAAAGAAA